AUGGCGCACAUCACCAUCAACCAGUACCUGCAGCAGGUACAAGAAGCCAUUGACAGCAGAGAUGGACAAUUUUGUGCAGAAUUGGUAUCAUUUAAACAUCCACAUGUUGCAAACCCAAGGCUACAGCUUCCAUCUCCAGAGGAGAAGUGUCAACAAGUUUUGGAACCUCCAUAUGAUGAAAUGUUUGCAGCCCACUUAAGGUGUACUUAUGCUGUUGGAAACCAUGACUUUAUAGAAGCAUACAAAUGCCAAACUGUUAUUGUCCAAUCUUUCCUGCGAGCAUUUCAAGCCCAUAAAGAGGAAAACUGGGCUUUACCUAUCAUGUAUGCUGUAGCCCUCGAUCUUCGAAUUUUUGCUAAUAAUGCAGAUCAACAGCUGGUGAAGAAAGGGAAAAGCAAGGUUGGGGACAUGUUGGAAAAAGCAGCAGAACUGCUGAUGAGCUGUUUUCGAGUCUGUGCCAGUGACACUCGAGCAGGCAUUGAAGAUUCCAAAAAGUGGGGCAUGCUGUUUCUUGUGAAUCAACUGUUCAAAAUUUAUUUUAAGAUCAACAAGCUCCAUCUAUGUAAGCCCUUAAUUAGAGCAAUUGACAGCUCAAAUCUGAAGGAUGAAUAUAGUAUGGCACAGAGAGUUACAUACAGAUACUAUGUUGGACGCAAAGCCAUGUUUGACAGUGACUUUAAGCAAGCUGAAGAGUAUCUUUCAUUUGCCUUUGAGCACUGUCACCGCUCCAGCCAGAAGAACAAAAGAAUGAUUUUGAUCUACCUGCUGCCAGUAAAAAUGUUGUUGGGCCAUAUGCCAACAAUUCAGCUCUUAAAAAAGUAUGACCUUAUGCAGUUUGCUGAAGUAACCAAGGCUGUGAGUGAAGGCAAUCUUCUCCUACUGAAUGAUGCUCUGACAAAGCACGAAACCUUCUUUAUUCGGUGUGGAAUCUUUCUUAUCCUUGAGAAGCUGAAAAUCAUCACAUACAGAAAUCUUUUUAAGAAAGUAUAUUUACUACUUAAAACCCAUCAGCUAUCUCUGGAUGCCUUUCUGUAUGCCCUGAAAUUCAUGCAAGUAGAUGAUGUUGAUAUUGAUGAAGUCCAGUGCAUUUUAGCUAACCUUAUAUACAUGGGUCACAUUAAAGGCUAUAUAUCUCAUCAGCAUCAAAAGCUUGUGGUCAGUAAGCAGAAUCCCUUUCCUCCACUGUCAACAGUGUGUUGAAUAUUGAUUCUUAGCCAUGCAGGUAACUUUUCAGAUGCUCAGCUUGCCCAGUGGACCUGCUCCUUAUCACCCUGAGAACAUUGUAAAUGACCUCGUUCAUGUCCAGGACUGGAAUACCAGGAACUGUUUGUGGCUCCUUUCCCAGAAUGACCAAGGCUGCCAGUGUUACAAAGUGCAUUGGAAUGAAAUGCCAACUUUGCAGUGAUAGCUUCCACAGGCUUUCUUGAUCAUUAAAAGGAUUUCAUGAUGAAAUACAGCAAAACAUUCCAAA
Messenger RNA from Chaetura pelagica (chimney swift), 1471 nucleotides. It is a transcript of the gene PCID2, whose product is annotated as PCI domain containing 2. Lineage: Eukaryota; Metazoa; Chordata; Aves; Apodiformes; Apodidae. Bases 1 to 1200 code for a protein of 399 amino acids. The record is from RefSeq and is a predicted model, not a curated record. Gene Ontology annotation, molecular function: RNA binding; double-stranded DNA binding. Gene Ontology annotation, cellular component: transcription export complex 2. Gene Ontology annotation, biological process: transcription elongation by RNA polymerase II; post-transcriptional tethering of RNA polymerase II gene DNA at nuclear periphery; poly(A)+ mRNA export from nucleus. The transcript is spliced from 14 exons.